AUGUUCGCUCCCACAUUCAUCGUAACUGCAUUCGCUUCUUACACGAUGUAUGUGAUGAUGAUCCGCCACAAACUGCCUUUUCGCGAUCUGCUCAAACCAUCAAGUGACUGGAUGGUCCAUACAGCAGUGAACACGACUAGACCACGACCCCAUUCUCUCGCUUAUGGGCUCUACAACAGCCUGUUCCAAAUGAGCUACGAGAACGCAUUCUUCGGAUUGUUCGUCAUCGAGCUUUUCUUCGGUAUUGCGAUAUUCUGCGUGUUUGCGUUGAACUCGCUCUCAAUCAUUGGCUUUUCGGCAUCUCAUACAGCCAACGACUAUCGUGCUUUGAUGUUGUUCACUUUUGUGCUAUUGCACGGAUAUGCCUUAAUCGAAAUGCGAAAAUGCCAAAUGAAAGAGCAACAACCGAACAGAUUGAUGCUAUACAUCGGUGUUGCCACGAUGGAGACAGCGAUGCUGAACGGCUACAUGUGGAUGUAUGCCUCCGACCAUUCCUGGGGGAUUGAUGUCGCCCCUCUGAUCAUCAUCAUCUGCACCACGUUAAUUCGUGGGUGCUGCAUUCUGCUUGGAAUCGCGAUCCGUGCCCAUCUCCAGGACCAGAUCCGUCCGACUCGAACACGAGAUGCUACAGAGAUCUACGAAGUAGAUACAGUACUAGCAAUGGAUGCUGAAGAUGACUCACCAAUCAUUUUUGACCUUGCUCGAGCUUGA
Messenger RNA from Haemonchus placei, 711 nucleotides. The record is from the annotation of a GenBank genome assembly. NCBI's taxonomy places the organism in Eukaryota, Metazoa, Nematoda, Chromadorea, Rhabditida, Trichostrongylidae.